This is a messenger RNA of Alligator sinensis (Chinese alligator), 481 nucleotides long. RefSeq names its product biogenesis of lysosomal organelles complex 1 subunit 1 (gene BLOC1S1). The coding region runs from base 15 to 392 and encodes 125 amino acids. The transcript has 4 exons. Gene Ontology annotation, cellular component: BLOC-1 complex. The record is from RefSeq and is a predicted model, not a curated record. Gene Ontology annotation, biological process: endosomal transport. Lineage: Eukaryota; Metazoa; Chordata; Crocodylia; Alligatoridae.
CAGCAGCCGCAGCCAUGCUGUCCCGGCUGCUGAAGGAGCACCAGGCCAAGCAGAGCGAGCGCAGGGAGCUGCAAGAGCGGCGCCGGAGGGAGGCCAUCGCAGCCGCCACCUGCCUGACUGAGGCCCUGGUCGACCACCUGAACGUGGGGGUGGCCCAGGCCUACGUGAACCAGAGGAAGCUGGACCACGAGGUGAAGACGCUACAGUUCCAGGCUGCCCAGUUCGCCAAGCAGACAGGCCAGUGGAUCAGCAUGGUGGAGAACUUCAACCAGGCCCUCAAGGAGAUCGGGGACGUGGAGAACUGGGCGCGCAGCAUUGAGAUGGACAUGCGGACCAUUGCCACUGCCCUGGAGUACGUCUACAAGGGGCAGCUGCAGCCUUCGGCCUCCUGAGCUGGCCCUGGGACCCCCUGGCCUGGCCUCUGCCUGGGGGCGGUCACUGCAGGGCCCGUGCAAAGGAAUAAAACAGAUUGGCCUCAACA